AUGGUUCAUCCCCACCAGACACCCUACGUUACACCCCACAUCUUGCACAAAAAUUACGCUCAGGCUUUUGAUAAUGAAUUCCAUAGUAACCUCAUCGGCCGUGACCUCGAGUAUUUCUCGCAUGCAGGGUUUGACAUGGAUAGGAUCCAGCUGAAGCGUAAUGCUCCUAUAGCCCAGCUUUAUGAAGAUGCCAUCCGCAAUGAGGGCGCAAUUAUUUCCUCAUCCGGCGCACUCAUCAACUUCUCUGGUAAGAAGACCGGUAGAAGUCCUAAAGACAAGCGAAUCGUCUAUGAGGAGACAAGCAAGGAUGAUAUAUGGUGGGGCUCCGUGAAUAUCAAGAUGGACGAACACACGUUUGAGAUCAACCGCGAACGUGCCAUCGACUAUCUGAAUACGCGUGACAAUGUCUACGUCUUCGAUGGUUUUGCUGGUUGGGAUCCCAAAUACCGUAUCAAAGUCCGGGUCAUUUGUGCCCGUGCAUAUCAUGCUCUCUUCAUGAACAACAUGUUGAUCCGCCCGACCGAGGAAGAGCUCGCAAGUUUUGGCGAGCCCGACUUCAUUAUCUACAAUGCCGGUCAGUUCCCCGCGAACCGCUUCACAAAGGGCAUGUCUUCCACCACGUCGGUGGAAAUUAACUUCAAGCGCAUGGAAAUGGUCAUCCUCGGCACUGAGUACGCCGGCGAGAUGAAGAAAGGUGUCUUUUCCGUCAUGCACUAUCUUCAACCCGUGAAGUUUGGCCAGCUCUCCCUCCACUCGUCUGCCAAUGUCGGAAUGGAGAAGGGCGACGUUACCCUGUUCUUCGGUCUUUCCGGAACUGGAAAGACCACUCUCUCCGCUGAUCCAAACCGCCUACUCAUUGGUGAUGAUGAACACGUAUGGUCGGACACUGGGGUGUUCAAUAUCGAAGGAGGAUGCUAUGCCAAGUGCAUCAACCUGUCGAGCGAGAAGGAGCCAGAGAUAUUCAACGCCAUUCGUUUUGGCUCCAUUCUGGAGAACGUUGUAUACAAUCCUUUAUCGCGCAUACCGGAUUAUGACGAUGUUGGCAUCACGGAGAACACACGCUGCGCAUAUCCAAUUGAAUACAUUCCAAACGCCAAAAUCCCAUGCAUGGUGGACAAACAACCGAGCAACAUUAUCAUGUUGACGUGUGACGCAUUCGGUGUCCUUCCCCCUGUCAGUAAACUUUCCCCAGAGCAAGCGAGCUACCAUUUCCUUGCUGGUUACACUUCGAAAACUCCUGGGACAGAGGAUGGUGUCCUUGAACCUAUCCCGACAUUCUCGACCUGCUACAGUGCACCAUUCAUUGUGUUACACCCUGGACGCUAUGCAGAAAUGCUGGCCGAGCGCAUGUCCAAACAUAACGUGUCCUGCUGGUUAAUCAACACGGGCUGGACAGGUGGUAAGUUCGGCACCGGCAAGCGCUGCCCACUCAAAUACACGCGCCGCAUCGUCGAUGCCGUACACUCUGGCGAGCUUCUCGAUAGCGAGUAUGAGACCUUUGGCGGCUUCGGGCUCCAGAUUCCUACUGCGGUAGAGGGUGUUCCUCGCGAAGUUCUCAACCCGCGUAUGGCCUGGGCAGACAAGGAGGCUUUUGAACGUGAGGUUCGCAAGCUUGCGGGCAUGUUCCAAAAGGCGUUUAAGUUGUACGAAAGCGAUGUGCAAGAAAGCGUGAGGUUGGCGGGCCCACGGGUGGACUAG
This is a messenger RNA of Suillus bovinus, 1698 nucleotides long. Its product is annotated as ATP-utilizing phosphoenolpyruvate carboxykinase. Gene Ontology annotation, molecular function: ATP binding; phosphoenolpyruvate carboxykinase (ATP) activity. Gene Ontology annotation, cellular component: cytosol. Bases 1 to 1698 code for a protein of 565 amino acids. The transcript has 7 exons. Gene Ontology annotation, biological process: gluconeogenesis. Lineage: Eukaryota; Fungi; Basidiomycota; Agaricomycetes; Boletales; Suillaceae. The record is from RefSeq and is a predicted model, not a curated record.